GCAUAAACAUCUAACAACUAUGUACAAUAUAAAUAUAUAUCGAAGAAUAUAUAUGAACAUAAAGAACAACAAUGGAUUUGGGGUAUUAGUGCAAAUAGAGGUGCAGUUUGUCUGAUUAAUUGUUGAAGAGUUAUGAUGAAACUACCACGAGUCUGAUUGAUGACCGCAGGUGAUUUCUCAGAUGGCUCCGGUGGUGUUAUGCGCUGUCUUCUUCCUGUUGUUGUUGUUGUUUGUGCGCACUUAUAAUAUCUCAUUAACUCAAAAACACGUUAUACGUUUAAAUUGAACGACUCCCCACUACCUGGAGAUGACAUUUAAUCGGUUGUAUAAACUUUUAAAGAGCAGAAACUUGAUUUAAAACAUAAAAAAAUAUAGAAACCGAAAGUAAGCUGUCCAAAGAGACCGCACCCGAGACAUUAUAUAAUGUUAACUUUUAAUAUAAAACACUGUUUUCACCACGAGAAGUCUUAACAAACCUACAUUUUAUUGGAACUGUGUCGGAUAAAGACAUAAGACUUACAUGUUGGCUGUCACUCGUCACCGCACAGACAUCGACCGUUCGCUCAUCGGAACCAGCCGCUGUGCUGCAUUCAGGUGCUCCUCGGACAUUUGUACAAUGCGCACUUACGGGCACGUAAAGUAGUCCGCUGCUUUUUAAAAUGCAAAUAUUCAAACAGAUCUUCUUUGAUUGCCUAAAAGAGAUUAUACCAUUGCAUUAAAAUCCAUUUAAUAACGUUUGAAGAAAAGGCUUUAACUAUUCACAUCAAUACGAUCCUUACUGUUACAUGUAUAAUAUAUAUAAUGGUGUACAUUUUAAUUCACAUCUUUUAUUUUACAAUCUAUAUAUUUGACCUCUAUCACACUUUGUACUACAACUGCAGCACAACAAUGUUUUAUCUUAUAUUUGAUCAAGAACCCCCCAGGUACUUUUUUAUUUUCAUCAAAUCAGAGACAUUGCUAUCUUGUUUACAAUUGUCCAUGAAGGCAUCAGAAGUUACGUUCUGGGUCGACCCGUGUGCUGCAUUAUGGGUAAUGUAGGCCAAAUAUAAAAACAUAUUCCUUCCUCUCCUCUGCAGUGAAACAUAGAAGCACAAGAGGGAGCUAAAUUCUUUCCCGCCGUGGAACAAAUCCUGUUCAUUACAUGCGACACAGAAUACAUGUUACAAUAAUCCUUACAAUAGUUAUUAUAAGACACACUGAGAUAUUGGUGAGUUUAGACCUGAAUGUUAUGUUGGUUACAGACUCCUAACAGAUCAGCCAUAGGACUUUUUACUUGGAAACAGUAAAUACGAACAAAUACCAAAUCCAAAGUGAGCUACCCUAUUUGUUUUCUUUACAGUUAUGAGCACAAUGCUGACAUAAUAUUUUCAAAUGGCAUUCAAAUCAAGACAUCAAAAACUUCCGUAAAGAUGAGUUGAUAGAAAUGACAAAAGCCAAAGUUCCAUUCUACGAGGGCUACAUUUUUAUCAUGUAUUUGUCAUAUUUGUUGCACAUGUUUUAACCUGAUGCCUUUCCAAAUCCCCUUUCGUACACCUGCUGGGUUGAAUGAAAUCAAAACCAUGUAUGUGCCUGUUAGUGGCUCUUUAGUGAGGCUGAGGUAAGUAGUCCAAUAUAUGAUGAUUUGUAAAACUGUGCACUCAAAGACUCAGUUGACUUUGUUAGUUUUAAAGUGAGUCGUUCACGUACCCAGAAGAAACAGGAUCUCAGAUCACGCUCCAUUAAUGCUGUCACAGUACAGCAGGUGUUUUCUAUCACACAAGCUACCUGUCGGGAGAAGGGCGUGGCCUCAAAGGUGCAACAUGCUGAAAAAGAUCAGACCUUAGAGAGCAGGGGUUACUUUUCUCUCUCUGUGAUUCAGUGUGGAUUUAAAUUCACAUUUACUCAUUUGAUCAAUAACAAAAAUAUAUUCGCAAUUUUUGUCUUUACUACAACAACACAUAUUAUGUGUUAAAUGUAGAUACAUGCUUAAAAUAAAUAAAAUAAUUGGUAAACCUAUUGCGUAAUGUUAAAAAAAAAGAUGCAGUUUUUGGAUGUUAUCUCCUUUAAACAAUACAAAGGUUUAAUCUGCCUUGCAUAUAAAUACAUAUUGUUAACUUAGUAAUUGUAUGAUGCAUCUUCAAUGUCAAGGAUUGAUUAAUAACACCUUAAAACAUGUGUUUUGUUGUUUGAUUGAAUUAUCUUACAUGACACAUAUGAUGAUACUAUGUAGUUGUUUAAGGCACCAGCAACUUACUUUGACGGUAGCACAGGAGGAGUAUGGGAUCGAACCACCGACCCAAAAGUAUAAGAAUUACCUGCAAACUGCAAGGUUCACCUGUGGAUGCAGCUUGUAGAUGUAUCUUUUCUCACCGGUGAACCAACAACCAAUCAGAGACGAUCACUCUCACACCCCCUGGAUUGUGAUUGGCUAAAGGCGUACCGGGGACGUUCCAUCUGGAAAUGAGCAGCGUGCGCGCAUGUGUCUCGAGUUCAUUCAUGUUUACAUGUGUAGGUUACGUCUCUCCACCGUGCGUCAAGCCAAGAAGACUACAACCACGACACAACAACAACAACACGAGGCUGCUCGGUCGGUGUAACGGCACCGGUAACAAGAGGACACACUGACGACUCUAAAAGGCAGACGGUGCAUGAGGUGGAGAUGUGGCUCAUUGGUUUGUCUGCUGAGGAGUGUGACAGCGUCUCAAAGGGCUCCUGAAACAAAGAUUUGUGUGUAGAGGCAGGCAGACGGACGGGCGGACGGGCGGACGAGGCGGCAUCUUCCAACACCUUCGUCCUCACAAAUGUAGGCUUUACAGAGCAGGAUGGGUCUACCUGUGGACAGUCCAGACAGAAAUGAAGAUGCACAUAGCUAUGAGCAGCAGGGAGAGGGAGAGGGAGGAGAAAGCCCGACUGAAGCCUGCACUCGCACCUCGCCGCCCAUCAACAACAAGAAGAGGAGGAAGAGCAAGAAGAGAUGACUGUGGACCAACCUCACCAACUGCAAAUAUGAAAGUGUGCGCCGCGCUGCUCGCAGGUACGGCCUCAGAGAGGCGAUGGAGGGUGACGACUGGACUCUUUUCUGGACCGACUGCUCCGUGUCUCUGGACCGCGUUAAGGACAUGAAGCGUUUCCAGAAAAUAAACCACUUCCCAGGGAUGAGUGAGAUCUGCCGCAAAGAUCUACUGGCGAGAAACAUGAACCGCAUGCUCAAGCUUUUCCCCAGAGACUACAAUAUCUUCCCCCGGACCUGGUGCCUUCCUGCAGAUUACAGUGACUUCCAAGCUUACACCAGGGCCAAAAAAAGCAAGACGUACAUCUGUAAGCCAGAUACCGGCUGCCAAGGCAAAGGCAUCGUCAUCACCAAGUCCAUUAAAGACAUUCAGCCUGAGCAUAUGAUCUGCCAGGUUUACGUCUCCAGGCCUUUUAUAAUCGACGGAUACAAGUUUGACUUGCGUAUCUACGUGCUGGUGACGUCGUGUGACCCAUUCAGCAUAUUCAUGUUCAAGGAGGGACUGGCUCGCUUCUGCACCACCAAGUACAACGAACCGACACACGGCAAUGUGGAUGACGUGUGCAUGCAUCUCACCAACUACUCCAUCAACAAGAACAGCGACAACUUUCUCCGUGACGAGGACACCGGCAGCAAACGAAAGCUGUCCACGCUGAACAAGCUCCUAGAGUCCAUCAGCUGCAACACAGACAAGAUGUGGAAUGACAUCGAGGACAUGAUCAUAAAGACUCUGAUCUCCGCUCACCCAAUCCUCAAGCACAACUACCACACGUGCUUCCCAAACCACACCACCGGCAGCGCCUGCUUCGAGAUCCUGGGCUUCGAUGUGCUGCUGGAUCACCGGCUCAGACCCUGGGUGCUGGAGGUGAAUCACUCCCCAAGUUUUACCACCGACUCGCAGCUGGACCGCGAGGUGAAGGACGCGCUGCUCUACGACACCCUGGUUCUCAUCAACUUGGGCGCCUGCGACCGCCGCAAGAUCACCGAGGAGGAGAGACGCAGGGUGAAGGACAGGCUGCAGCAAAACAGCACCAGAGAGGCCAGGUCAGAGGAGCUGCGUCAGUGCCAAGCAGCCACAGUGGAGCAGAUGGAGCGGUACGAGGCCAAACACCUGGGAGGCUUCAGGAGGAUCUAUCCCAGAGAGGACGGGGAGAAAUACGACAAGUACUUCAAACACAGCAGCUCGCUCUUCCAGGAGACUGCGGCAUCCAAGGCCAGAGAGGAGUGUGCCAGGCAUCAACUGCAGGAGCUGCGUCUGAAGCAGGAGCAGAGGGAGAGAAACAAGGGGGCAGGACGGAAGAGAGACCUGCAGGGGGAGACGGCGGGGGAGAGAGUCAAACCUCGAGGAGCUCAAACACAACCCCCCAACUCCAACUGUGACAGUGACCCGCUGCCGCUCCCUCCGUCCAGUGUGUCGCUGGAUCCUGAAGCUGCAGACGUCCGAGAGGAGAAGCAGCAGCAGCAGGAGGAGGAGGAGGAGAAGCAGGAAGAGGAGGAGGAGAAGGAGGAGAAGGAAGAAGAGGAGGAGGAGGAGGAGGAGGAGGAGGAGGAGAAGGCAGACGUAGAGGAGCAGGAGCGGGUCGACACGCUCCUCCAGAGGGAGAAACUACUGCAGGACCUCGGGGUGGUGGACCAGAUCCACCAGCUGCUGCAGGGCCGGACAGACGGAUUGGGGGUCCUGCAAGAGGCCUGCACCCAGCAGCAGAGUAGACCGGCUCAUCAGAGACGACAGACCCGACUACAGUUGGACUCUUUGACUCAGUUCUCCCAAAGAAGAAAGCAGCAGCCCUGCUCUCACUCACUGCAGCACAUCAGCUCCCACGUGACGCAGCGUCUGCUGAGGCCCACGAUGGACCAGAGGACCCUGAACCCGCCUGAGCCCGAGAGCCACAGCAGGACCAUCAGUGCCCAGCGGACUCACUGGCCAGCCGGUGCAUCUGUGGCCGUCCAGCAGGACACCAGGAGCAGCUCCUGGUCCCGUCCCAGCAUCCCGGUCCUAAACCACGUCCCCCGAGGACACCUGCGCUGCGCCUACAUGCCCCACGACCCCUUGGCCCUGCAGGGCCUGCUCGUCAUCUCCACUCCGGCCCCUCUGGUCCGGAGGCCUGGCUUGUCUCACAUGGUCCGCAACUCGUCCCGCAGAGCCCCCCCCCAGCAGCAGCCCGGUAAAGGCCAUGAGGAGCCGGAUUAGACCCACAGGAGAACUGGAGGUAGAGAGGCUUUAAGCUGGGAACAUAAAAGAAACACACUGUGCCUAUUUGAUGAAUCUCACGUUGGAUAGAUUUUAUAUCUGGACUCCUGCAGUUUACUCUGCUUGCCACUUUUAUAACCCUCCAGCACUACAGGAAAACACCGUUAUGGCUUUUUAAACUUUUUCUAACCUGCUGUGUGUUUGUGCUCACAUUUGUGUAAUAUUUUGCUCGGGGGAUAAAUCCUCUCAAACAAACCUCACCUACAGUGCCAAAGAGCAGACAAGUCUGAUUUAACACCUUAUGGGAUGUGUGAUGCAAACCCUCUGAAGCAAACCUAAUAAACUCACUGAUUACUGGGAGUUAAUACCAGCUGACAUUGGCUCAAUGAAACCCAAUGGAUAUUAAAGUAUUAUUAGUUAAGAUUAAAACCCUAUAUUUAAAGAGAAGCUGGGGAAUAUUAAAACAUAAAGGUCUUCUGCCUCUUUUCUGAAGGGAUUGUGAAGUCAAGUAUUGAAAAUCUUUUUGUUUUUGUUUUUGCACUGAUGAUGAAUACAAUAUCUUAUGUUUCAUCAUCUUUGUUUUUUAUUCAAUUUUCCAACAAAAAACAUUC
This is a messenger RNA of Anarrhichthys ocellatus (wolf-eel), 5791 nucleotides long. RefSeq names its product tubulin tyrosine ligase-like family, member 6 (gene ttll6). Gene Ontology annotation, biological process: protein polyglutamylation; microtubule cytoskeleton organization. Gene Ontology annotation, cellular component: ciliary basal body. The record is from RefSeq and is a predicted model, not a curated record. The transcript is spliced from 17 exons. Lineage: Eukaryota; Metazoa; Chordata; Actinopteri; Perciformes; Anarhichadidae. Gene Ontology annotation, molecular function: tubulin-glutamic acid ligase activity; tubulin binding.